Danio rerio (zebrafish) is the source of this 2050-nucleotide messenger RNA. Lineage: Eukaryota; Metazoa; Chordata; Actinopteri; Cypriniformes; Danionidae. The record is from RefSeq and is a predicted model, not a curated record.
AUGACGGAGCGGAAGGGCCACAGGGUCACAGCUGCACCCAGAAACACAAAGAAAAACGCAAGAGAGAGCCAACAGAAAGACUGCGCGCUUGUCCAGAGGGGAAGAAAGAGAUUUUGUGGAGUGUUUGGAGGGGGUUCGGUGUCAGCCAUGAGCUCAGACAGCGAGGGUCUGUCAGUCACAAACACAGACCCCCAAACAGCUAACUCCAGACUUAUUCUGAGGGAAGAUCCUCAUAGAAUUAGAUUGUUUGCUCGGCAUCAUGCUCACAUCUCUCUUUGUCUGUUCUUCCAGUUUCUGCGUGUGGAGCAGGAUAAAGAAUGCAACACAGACUGCUCUGGAGCUCCUCGAAAGCCUCUGUGCGCAUCAGACGGACGGACCUUCAGUUCCCGCUGCGAGUUUCUCCGUGCAAAGUGCCGUGACCCUCAGCUGGCGGUCAGUCGAGGGCAAUGCAAAGAUACGCCCAAGUGUGUUGCAGAGAAGAAAUACACAGAGCAGCAAGCCAAGAAACUCUUCCCACAGGUUUUUGUGCCUGUCUGCAAUCCUGAUGGAACCUACAGUGAGGUUCAGUGCCACAGCUACACUGGUUACUGCUGGUGUGUGAUGCCCAAUGGCAGACCAAUCAGCGGCUCUGCAGUAGCCAAUAAGAAACCCCAGUGCCAAGGGUCUAAGAACAGUAAAGUAAAUCCGAAGGAACCAGGAAAAUCAGAUCCGUCGACGGUUUUAGUAGUGGAGUCGCAGCCGUCGGUUGACGAGGAAGACAUCAUCUCUCAGUAUCCUACACUCUGGUCAGAGCAGGUCCGCAGUCGACAAAACAGGACCAGAACACAAUCGACCUCGUGUGAUCAGGAGCAGCUGUCGGCACAGGAAGAAGCAAGACAGCAUAAAAACGAAGCGGUUUUCGUGCCUGACUGCGCCAGUGGUGGCCUUUAUAAACCCGUCCAGUGUCAUCCCUCCACUGGGUACUGCUGGUGUGUCCUGGUGGACACUGGGCGGCCCAUACCCGGCACAUCCACAAGACAUGAACAACCAAAAUGUGAUGGAAACGCCAGAGCUCAUCCAAACAAACCCAAGGACCAUUACAGGAGCCGACACCUGCAGGGAUGUCCAGGAGAGAAAAAAACUGAAUUUCUGACCAGUGUGUUGGACGCAUUAUCCACAGACAUGGUCCAUGCAGUAACUGACCCAGCAGCUGGCGGGAGGAUGUUGGAGCCAGACCCCAGCCACACUCUGGAAGAGCGAGUUGUUCACUGGUAUUUCAGCCAGCUUGACAAGAAUUCCAGUGGGGAUAUCGGAAAGAAAGAAAUCAAACCAUUCAAGCGUUUACUCCGCAAGAAAUCCAAGCCCAAGAAGUGCGUAAAGAAGUUUGUGGAGUACUGCGACAUCAGCAACGAUAAAGCCCUGUCUCUGCAGGAACUGAUGGGCUGUCUGGGUGUCACUAAGGAAGAGGGGGCAAAAACAGGUGAUGGCACAACAUCUAGUAAACUGAACCUGUCAAAGAAACAAGGCUAAAGUGGGCGCUAGGAUUAUUCCCGCUCCUGUCCUGCAGAUCCCGACCCCACCAAAACGACGACGGAAACCAUAGUCUUUGCACUUUGUACUUUAAAAACAUUGUAAAUUCACUUUUGUAGAAAAAUAAGGUAUUUAAACAGACUGCUGAAUAUGUGAAUGAUGUAGUUAGCAUUUGUAUGUCUUUACAACAACAUCAAAAAGAAUAAUAAUUUAACACAUACAAUGUAUGUGUCCUUUUGUGAGUCUAAAAUAAGUAAACUUUUCUAAGUUGUACGAGUUGUAUUACAUGUUGCAUUUGUCAAGGCCAUCUUUUAUUGUUAAGUAUUUUUUAUUUGUCAUUUCUUCUGCUAAUUUCUGGAUAGUUUGUAAUGCAUCUAAACUGUUUUUUAGAAACCUCGACUUAUGUUAGUUUUUAUACCAACUACUGCCUGUGCUUGGAAUUAUUACAGAUUAUAGUCCUGUACCACACAUGGAACGGGAAACAGAUCAUUUUGUUGAAAGUUCUUCAUGAUGAUUAGAAAUAAAGAAGUCUUUUAUAAUA